This is a messenger RNA of Trematomus bernacchii (emerald rockcod), 1321 nucleotides long. It is a transcript of the gene bcs1l, whose product is annotated as mitochondrial chaperone BCS1. The transcript has 7 exons. Gene Ontology annotation, biological process: mitochondrial respiratory chain complex III assembly; protein insertion into mitochondrial inner membrane from matrix. Gene Ontology annotation, molecular function: ATP binding; ATP hydrolysis activity. The record is from RefSeq and is a predicted model, not a curated record. The coding region runs from base 1 to 1260 and encodes 419 amino acids. NCBI's taxonomy places the organism in Eukaryota, Metazoa, Chordata, Actinopteri, Perciformes, Nototheniidae. Gene Ontology annotation, cellular component: mitochondrial inner membrane.
AUGCCCCUGUCAGACUUUCUGGACGGCCUGAAGGACAACCCUUACUUCGGGGCUGGGUUCGGACUGGUGGGGAUUGGGACAGCCAUGGCAGUGGCCAGGAAAAGCGCCCAGGUUGGGAUGAUCUUCUUCCGCAGGAACUACAUGAUCACUCUGGAGGUCCCCAGCAGGGAUAAGAGCUACCACUGGCUGCUGAGCUGGAUCACCAAACACGCCAAGCACACCCAACACCUGAGCGUGGAGACCUCCUACCUGGCCCAUGAGAGCGGACGGGUUCACACGCAGUUUGACUUCCACCCGAGCCCCGGGAACCACAUCAUCUGGUACGGCAGGAAGUGGAUCAGGGUGGAGAGGACCAGGGAGAAGCAGAUGGUGGAUCUGCACACCGGCACCCCGUGGGAGUCUGUAACCUUCACUGCUUUAGGCAGGGACAGACAAAUCUUCUUUAACAUCCUACAAGAAGCGAGGGAAUUGGCCAUGAAGCAGGAAGAGGGACGGACAGUGAUGUACACAGCCAUGGGCGCCGAGUGGAGGCCAUUUGGGUUUCCACGGCGACGCCGACCCCUCAGCUCUGUGGUGCUGAAGGAGGCUGUGGCCGAACGGAUCGUAGACGAUGUGAAGGAGUUCAUCGGAAACCCCAAGUGGUACACAGACAGAGGCAUCCCCUACAGAAGAGGAUAUCUGCUGUACGGCCCCCCAGGGUGUGGGAAGAGCAGCUUUAUCACGGCGCUGGCUGGAGAGCUGGGCUACAGCAUCUGUCUGAUGAGUCUGAGCGACCGCAGCCUGUCAGACGACCGGCUGAACCACCUGCUGAGCGUGGCCCCCCAGCAGAGCAUCAUCCUGCUGGAGGACGUCGACGCAGCCUUCGUUAGCCGAGACCUGCUGCCCACUGAGAACCCUCUGGCCUACCAGGGGAUGGGCAGACUGACCUUCAGCGGCCUGCUCAACUCUCUGGACGGAGUGGCUUCCUCUGAGGCCAGAAUCGUUUUUAUGACCACCAACUUCAUUGACAGGUUGGACCCGGCGCUGAUCCGGCCCGGCCGUGUGGAUCUGAAGCAGUACAUCGGGAACUGCACCCACGGGCAGCUCACUCAGAUGUUCUGGAGGUUCUACCCGGAGGAGCCUGCCUCUGAAGCGGACCGCUUUGCAGAGCAGGCGCUGGCCGUGCACUCUGAGAUCAGCGCCGCUCAGGUGCAGGGACACUUCCUGCUGCACAAAAUGGACCCCGCAGGAUCUAUAGACAAUGUUGCCCAGAUGAAAUAAUGACAGAGGACUGCACAGUGUUUGGAGAGUGAUUACUGAAUAAAGAGAAAUGUGAAAAACA